UCCAUCAUAUCUCUGGUCAUCUACAUUAUCGAUGCAUCCAAAGAAAAUCCAGUAGAGAAGGAUUAUUUUGUGAAAUAUUAUCCAAGCGACAUACUUGACUUGGUGUGCAACCUGUUCUUCUUGGUCCACUUCAUUUUCAAGUUCAUAGCGGCGAACGACAAGUUGAGGUUCUGGGUGGAGUUGACGACAGUGGUAGACAUGGUGACCAUUCCUCCCAUGUUCGUGGCUCUCUACUUACACAAGUACUGGCUGGGGUUGAGGUUUGUGUGUGUCUUCCGGUUGUUGAACUUCAGUGACGUGUUGCAGUCUUUGUAUCUUCUGAGGACGUCAAACCACAUCCGAUUGGUCGAACUGUUCAGCAUGUUCAUCUGUGUGUGGGUGGGUUCCGGAGGGUUCAUCCAUCUCGUUGAAAACUCCGGCGAUCCUUUCACAUGUUACGACAACGUGCACAGGAUAUCAUACUGGGAGAGCAUGUACCUCGUCAUAAUCACCAUGUCCACUGUCGGUUACGGAGAUGAGUACUGUAUAACUGUUCUCGGAAAGAUUUUCAUCGUUGUCUUCCUUUUUGGCGCGAUAGCCAUGUUUGCCAGCUCUGUUCCAGAAAUCAUCGAAAUUUUUCAUCAUUCGAGGGACAAGUACAUGCUCUGCUACAAAAAAGAACCUGGAGUUAGACACUUGAUCGUUGGAGGCCAUAUCUCAUUCCAAACAGUUGGCAACUUUGUAAGAAACUUCUCACACAAUGACAGGCUGAAUAAAAACUUAAAAAGUAUUAUUUUAGAUGACAACCCGCCAUCCAUCGAGUUGGAGUCCCUCUACAAACGUUACUACAAUCAGAUCCUCUUCAUCAAGGGCUCCAUCAUGGUCAUCAAGGAUCUCAAACGAGCCAAGCUAUCAAGUGCGGAGGCUGUGCUCAUAAUGACCAACCAAUCGGCGCCCUCUGCAACUGAGGAAGACACAGACAACAUCAUGCGAGCAAUUGCAGUAAAAAAUUACUGUCCGAAAGCCAGAAUCAUCUUGCAACUCUUGAAAGCAGAAAAUAAGACGAUAUGCAAGAACCUGCCAUUUUGGACGAGUAGAGAUCACAUAAUCUGCUUCACUGAGAUGAAGAUGGCCUUCAUGGCAGCUGGAUGUCUCGCUCCUGGCUUCUCCACCUUUCUAUCCAACCUUCUCCUCAUGUUCUCUUACGAUAAGAAGAUAAAAAAUCUCAUCGAAUGGCAGAAUGAUUAUUUGAAAGGUGCUGAGAUGGAAAUUUACACGGAAAAGUUUUCUCCAUUUUUCCGUAAGAAACCAGUCCAUGAAGUUGUCAAAUUUUGCUACACAAAAUUCCACAUGUUGUUGUUGGCAGUUAUGAACUCCGUGGACAGCAGAGGUGAAGUUAAUACAAGAUUGCUAAUCAACUCGACAUGCAACGACUCCUUCAUCGGCCCGCAAACUCUCGGCUUCUUCAUUUGCACGAACAAAUCAAAGGCACGAAUUGCGCUUCUCUACUGUUCCCAGUGCCACGAGAAUUCUGCACCAACAUUUACACGCAUCAAGAAGUGCUCCUGU
Molecule: messenger RNA, 1548 nt
Organism: Helobdella robusta
Lineage: Eukaryota; Metazoa; Annelida; Clitellata; Rhynchobdellida; Glossiphoniidae
Exons: 14
Biological process (GO): potassium ion transport; transmembrane transport
Cellular component (GO): postsynaptic membrane
Molecular function (GO): large conductance calcium-activated potassium channel activity
Source: RefSeq, a predicted model, not a curated record